This is a messenger RNA of Lycium ferocissimum, 1088 nucleotides long. Its product is annotated as late embryogenesis abundant protein 47-like. The record is from RefSeq and is a predicted model, not a curated record. Bases 320 to 958 code for a protein of 212 amino acids. Lineage: Eukaryota; Viridiplantae; Streptophyta; Magnoliopsida; Solanales; Solanaceae. The transcript has 3 exons.
CUUCAAAUUCUUGUGACCCUAACAAACUCAUGAUACAAGUACAUCUAAAAGAAAAAGUCACAAGGAGUUUGCAAUACUUUCGGGCCUCCCAUCUCCACCAAAGUAGCUAACUCCUAACCAAAACCCAUUCCAAACAAAACAAGACUAGUUACCCAACACGUGUUUAGCUUUGAUACUUCCCCCUUUUAUCGACACAAAAGUGGAAACUAUCUUCUCCAUGCAAACUUAUAACACCAUAUACAAGAUCAGGCGUUACCAUCUUUAAUUUCCUUAAAAAAAUAUUCCUAUACUUGAGAUCUUGUACUUUGAGAUAUUAAAAAUGAGCCAGGAACAACCAAGAAGGGAAGAAGCUGAGGAAGAGCAUGCGUCCGUUAAACAAGAGGAUGUAGUUGAUGUUCAAGGUUCACUUGCUCGCAAGAGAGCUGUUGCUGAGUCUAUUGGUGGACAGGUACUUGGAAAAGACAGAAAACAACCGAGUUCAGAAUCAGUCUCAGCAAGAGCAAACAUUACCAUUGGUGAAGCCCUUGAAGCCACUGUUGUCACAGCUGGAAACAGGCCGGUUGAUUACAGCGACGCAGCGGCAAUACAGGCAGCAGAAGUGAGAGCCACCGGACGUACCAACAUCAUCCCUGGUGGAGUUGCUGCUGCUGCUCAGUCAGCUGCUACUCGCAAUGCUAGACUUACCAAAGAGGAAGAAAAAACUAAACUGGCUGAAAUCCUCGCGGAUGCAAGUUCAAAGUUACCAUCAGAUAAGCCAGUGACACGCAAAGAUGCAGAGGGAGUGAUCGGUGCGGAACUGAGGAAUGAUCCAAACUUGUGCACCCGUCCUGGUGGUGUAGCUGCUUCUAUUGCUGCUGCUGCAAGGCUCAACCAAAGUAACAGUACUACUAAUACCACUAGUGGCACCAAGAAUAAUGAUAAAAACAGCACCAAUCUCAUGAAACAAAAACAAAACUAGGAUAAGAGUAAACUUCUGUUAUAUCUAAUCCUUCAAGCCUGUCCUGUCUCUCAAUCCGUCUUUAAUUAAACCGUUCUGUUCUUGUUUUCUUUUGAUGUUUUGAAGACAUAUCACAUUUUUUCUCCUGCCC